Cylindrotheca closterium is the source of this 1512-nucleotide messenger RNA. NCBI's taxonomy places the organism in Eukaryota, Bacillariophyta, Bacillariophyceae, Bacillariales, Bacillariaceae. The record is from the annotation of a GenBank genome assembly.
AUGUUCAAUUUUGGCAAACAACGCAAGUUGGAUGAAGAAAAGAAGAAACAAGAAGAUCUAAUUGCAGCUCAACUUAAGGCACUCGAAUUGGAUCAUGAACUGGAAUAUGAAAAGAUGACACAGAAAGGUCUCGUCAAACAACAAGAACAACGUAUUCAGAAGGAAAAGGAAGAAAUCGAAGAACGUCAAAGACAAGAAAAGAAGAAAAAACGUGAACUGGCCAAGAAAUCUAGCGCUGUCUCAUCGCCGUCAGGUGAUGCGGAAAAUGGGAUUGCCAUUGUCGAUCAUGAUGGCGAUUCAGAUUCUUCGGUGGAUGAAAAUGCCCAACCCAAUCAAAACCAAGACAAAAAUUAUCUGGAAAUGGCUCGCAUGGGCUAUCAACAACUGAUCAAUGCAAUUAUUAGGCCGCCGAGAGCGAACUAUGAGAUGCGGCAAUUGGGACCUUCGAAAUUCAAUUUUGCGGGCAAAGCUUUUGAACGAGAGGAUUGGACGUUAAUGACGGAACGGGGUUACAAUCUGAAGGUGUCGCAAUGGAGUUUGGUGGGUGGCGGGAUUCGACCAAUCCUCAUUUAUUUGCACGGCAAUGCCUCGGCACGAUUGGAAGUGAUACCACAACUUACCAGUUUGUUGGCGAUGGGAAUGACGGUCGUGUCUCUGGAUUUUGUGGGUUCGGGAAAGUCGGAUGGUGAAUUUGUCAGUUUAGGGUAUUACGAACGGGAGGAUUUGGCAACGGUCGUGGCACACUUGCGGCGGUUGCAUCAUCAACAACAAAAAGAUACCGGAGACGAGGUGGCAGAAUUCAAAAUUGCACUCUGGGGUCGAUCGAUGGGAGCUUCAACAGCCAUUAUGUACGGAGCUCGGCCGGAUGCUCGCGUCAAUUGUAUGAUUUGUGAUUCGGCCUUUUCCAGUCUGCAAAAUUUGGCCGAGGAAUUGGUCGAAACCGCUCGCAAACAAGGAGUAGUUGUGCCCAAUGUAGUGGUCAGUGCGGCCAUUCAAAUGAUUCAAUGGACAGUCCAAAAGGAUGCUGAUUUCAAUAUCAGAGACUUGACCCCUGUGAAAUACGCUGAAGAUUGUGAUGUUCCAGCUCUCUUUGUCCACGGAGAACACGAUGAUUUCAUCAAGCCACAUCAUUCCGAAGAUAUUUGUGAAAAGUACAAGGGGUCCAAGAAUCUACUCAUGGUGGAAGGAGACCACAACGAUCCGAGACCGCAUUCUUGCAUUGUGGCUUGUGAGAGCUUUUUGCAAAGGCGAUUGGAAAUGAAGGAAGAAUGGAAAUUGUUGGAUGUUGCAUCUCUGAAACAUCCCAUGUAUCCACCGUGGGUGCAAGAUUCAACCAUGGGUAAAUACAAGACAACGGCAGCAUCUAACGGAUUUGAUGACAAGACCAUGGGAAUGACGACCAAACGACAACAAGAAAUCCAAUCGAGUAUCAAUACGAUGCUUGGUUCAGGUGCGGCUCCAUCGACGCCGGAUGCUCAUGCGGAACAAAGCUCAGUGGAAGUGGAGUUUUGA